AUGGCGACUUUGAGUAGAAUGAUGAAUAAAGCCGCAUCUUCAGUAAUCCCGCUAGCAACCAGAACUCCUUGUAGAAACUACACCUCUGCCAUCUUCACUACCCCAUUGAAGACCAGCACCGCCAUUAAAACUGUCACCGGCAAUAGUAAUCUAUUUAGAACAACUUCAAUUCCAACUCAUCGUCAGUUCUCUGCUCUAGCUAAGAAGAAACCAGAUUUCGACGACACUCUUCUCAGAGUUGGUGAGGCACCAAGUGAGUUUCCAUUCAAGAUUGUGGAUAAUGAUGGAGCUGAAACUAUUACACUGACUAGGAACUAUCAAGGUGAGGAGAUCAAAGUCACAUUGUUCAAGCAUGAUCUCUCUGGUGAUUAUGAAGAGGGUGAUGAGGAAGACCAAGACGACCAGGAAGCAAAUCAAGGUGGUAAGGAGGUGGAAGAAGAAGCUGGUUCUCAGCCUGUUGAUAUGGUUGUAACUGUUACGAAAAAAAACCGGAGUUUGGAUGCAGAACUGCAGGAAACUUUCCACACAUAUUUGGAAGUCAGAGGUAUUAAACCAAGCAUUGCCAAUUUCUUACAUGACUACAUGGUUAAGAAAGAGCAUAAGGAAUACACUGCGUGGUUGAAGAACUUGAAGAAUUUCAUUGCCAACUAG
Molecule: messenger RNA, 651 nt
Organism: Papaver somniferum (opium poppy)
Lineage: Eukaryota; Viridiplantae; Streptophyta; Magnoliopsida; Ranunculales; Papaveraceae
Exons: 3
Coding region: 1-651 (216 amino acids)
Cellular component (GO): mitochondrial matrix
Source: RefSeq, a predicted model, not a curated record